UACAUGGGAUUGUGGAAAGACCCGUAGGCCCAUUGUUUGUCUUCUCUCUCACAGUUUUGGAGUUCGUUUCAAGAAAGUGCCCGCGAAUCUGUGGAUUCGUUCACAAGAGAAAGCACUCUCACUCAUGUUUCUUCUGCUGUUGCUUCAUAUAUAUACUUAGUUAUAUUUAUUUCGGUUUUGCAUGCAUGAUUCUAAAUGCCCAUCCUUAUAUUUACAUCAAUUGAUAUUUUCUGCUUGAUUAAUUAAUUGAUAGUCGGUAUUCUAUUCGGUUUUUGUGUUAUCCCUUUUUCCUUUCUAUAUUUCCUCACCUUGUCGCUGAACCUGAAAGUUUUCGGUUUGCGUGCAGAAUUUUGAGGAAAGAAAACGUACCUUUGAGUUUAGGGAUAAUCUUGGGGACCAAUGUGUAAAAAAAAAAAGAAGAAAUUAAAAGAAUAACAAGUCUUGAGUGUUAGUAACUUGUGUUCUGACACGAAUCAAAUGUCCUGUCUGUUCGCAUGGAAACGAACGAGAGCAUAGGAUGUUACAUUGUGGACUGAAGAAGAUUCUAUGAAACUUCAAUCCUGAAUUUCGAGAGCUAGGUCAAGUGGCACUGUUGUUGAGCCAACUAAUCCCCCUCAAAACCACUCUAUAAUGACAUCUAUAUAUAUAUAUAUAUAUAUAUAUAUGUGUGAAGGGAAUGAUUCUAGCUUCAUAACAAAGCCAAAACACCAUCCCAAAUGUAAAAUCUUCUUCACCAUCAUUCCCAUUUCCAUUCUCAUACACACACAAACUUCCAUGCACAAAUAUCUUUCUUGAUCGGAUGGAGCGAUUACUGAUUCUUCCCUUCUCGUUGGGAUGUUCGACUCGAUCAAGCGCCCACGUCGCGCCAUUAAUCAUCAUCAAGACAAGAAAACCAAUACACCCACAAGGAGAAGAGAAGCAAUGCCGGUGGAGGAGGAAGGAGAAGGAGAGAGCUCACGACAUGAGGAAGAUGCGAAAACGGCGUCUACUAGUGGUAAUAACAGCAGCAGCAGUGAUGAUGAUAAUCACUCAUAUGGGUUCCUCGAAUUUAUUCGAAGCUUCAAGAGUUUCUCUCACAGCUUCUUCACUCGUUACGGCGACGAGGCGGAGCCGGAGAUGGAGAUUGGGUUCCCAACGGACGUUAAGCACGUGGCUCACAUCGGAAUUGACGGAACCGUGACGACUUAUGACGUCACUUCCUCUCCGUCUUCCUCUCCGUUAGCUGGCCUUCCACUCGCCAGUCGCCACCGGCAUCUAAUUUCCUCAUCAAUGACAUCAUCAUUCAUCCGCUUGUGAUUAUAACAUUUCUUACAGCAUAUUAGAUUUUAAUAUAUUUGUAAAUGAAAAAAAAAUCAGCUUUUUUAAAUUUGUUUGUGGUAUUUGAAGAACGAUAGUCGUUAUAUUAUUUGUUAUAACGCAAUGGAAAUAAAUAUUGGGCCUAAUAUGGGCUAGAGUAGGCUCAACAUAUUGGGCCUGGUUCAACUAAAUGAGCCCAUAGUUCAGUUAUGUUUAUCAUGUAAUUAGCGUAAUUAAUAUGUAAUUAGCAGUCUU
Tarenaya hassleriana is the source of this 1551-nucleotide messenger RNA. Its product is annotated as CRIB domain-containing protein RIC2. NCBI's taxonomy places the organism in Eukaryota, Viridiplantae, Streptophyta, Magnoliopsida, Brassicales, Cleomaceae. The record is from RefSeq and is a predicted model, not a curated record. The coding region runs from base 835 to 1296 and encodes 153 amino acids. The transcript is spliced from 3 exons.